GCGGAUCUCCUCUUCGUAUGUUUUUUCAGUCUCGGGUGGAGUCUUCAUCCCGUCGCUUCUCUACGGGCAGCGAGGAGGAUUUCUUUUUUUUUUUUUCAAUAGUUUGACUGCUGCUUGUUAACCGCCAAGACAUUGAACUAGCUCCUCGAAGAUGACGACGACCACCACGUUUCAAGGGUUAGACCCCGGUUCUAAAAGCAGUUCCAGGGUACUACGACCGCCCGGUGGGGAGUCCAACUUCUCCCUUGGCACAGAUGAAAACGCAACCCCCCAGCGCAAGAACAAGAUGGCCUCUAGCAUCUUUGCAGAACCCGAUGACCCCCAUGCUCAUCGAAGGAACAACCCACCAACUGGGGCACCUACAGGAACCCUGUGCGGAGAGCCCUCAGCCCCUCUGAGGAGGGUCCAGCAGCCUCUCCUCUUCCCCAAGAACCCCCAACCGGAGCUGACCACCAUCCACAACUCUGGAGCCGCCAUGGUCUGGAACCAGAGACGAGAGGGCGAGAACGGCCAGGAACAAGCAAACGACGAAAGUCCUGAAGACAUGGAGGGGGAGCAGAAGGAGACAUCACAGUCCCCCGCCCCGUCGGGAGGUGCCAACGCUGCCGCAGGUGGCCGAAGAAACCCUCCCGGUGGCAAAUCCAGCCUCAUCCUGGGUUGAGCCAGCUCCUUUUCUUUUUGUUUUCUUUUUUCAUUCAAUCACUUUUUUUAUUUUUUGAAGAUAAAAACACCCUCACCACUCUCUUCCUCCUCAUAAACAUGUCACUGUCCUCUCUCCUCCUCCUUCCCAUGCUGUCAAGUCCACGGACUCUCAUAUCCUCUCACUCCACCCUCAAACCUUUUGUUUGAUCCUUUUUUCUAUUGAAAGAAGAAAACUGUUGACAAAAGCACUUUAUGUAUCUCCUACACCCUUUCCAUUUCAGCCCAUCCUGUAGUGCAUCGCGCCUGCUGGGAAAGGCAUGACAUUUUAGCUUGUCCCUCAUUUCUUCCCCGGUGUAAAUGGUAAAACAAAAAAACAUAAUAAAAAAGAGGUGAUGUGUGGAUUUCUAAAUACAAUAAAGAUUCAUAUGAAAUUGC
This is a messenger RNA of Girardinichthys multiradiatus, 1077 nucleotides long. Its product is annotated as jupiter microtubule associated homolog 1-like. The transcript has 5 exons. Gene Ontology annotation, cellular component: nucleus. The coding region runs from base 152 to 661 and encodes 169 amino acids. The record is from RefSeq and is a predicted model, not a curated record. Lineage: Eukaryota; Metazoa; Chordata; Actinopteri; Cyprinodontiformes; Goodeidae.